AUGAUUUCCUCUUUCGAUGGCAAGCUCUUAAAGAAUGGAAACACGAGGGACACCUCGUUACACUUGGAUUGUUUUGGCAACAGAAGAUCUGAAACUGCGGGGUUCGAGAACAGUAGAACUGACGGUGUUCCAUGUAUUUAUGCGAAUGCUCCAGAUGAUGGGUGCAAGUUAGUGCUCGGAUUGGGCCCAGCGCCUAGCACAUACUCGGAUAACUUUUCAACUUUGCGGGGCAACAAAAGCAACGGACUGACAUCAAUGUUUGAACAAGGUCUAUCAACUGACCAUGAUUCGAUUCUAAAACUAGGUCUGUCAGGGGUUACUGAUGAAGUUUCCAGAGCACUCGAUCUUUCAGCUUCCACUGAAUGUACUUCUCAAGUAUCUUCGGACGGCAAUAAACUUGUGAUCCCUGUUGCUGACGAGGGUUCUACAUCUGGCAAGAAAUCCUCUGGCUAUUUAUCAAACUUUUAUCUGGCUCCAAGAUUGGAGAAUUCGGAAAUUGCAUUGACAGGAAAUAAAUUUUUAGAGCUUGGAGCAGCAUCUCAUUGCCAAUUUUCUCAGCAAAGUUCUGAACCUUCUGGUAGUUCUAAGUACUCAAUCAGUAUCAUGACAGAACCUGGAAGAGCUACUGUAUCUUCAGAUCACAGGACAAACAACACGAAGAGAUGCAAGUUUGCUGGAUGUACGAAAGGGGCCCGUGGGGCAACAGGUCUUUGCAUUGGCCAUGGCGGUGGACAUAGAUGCCGGAAACCUGGGUGCAAUAACGGGGCAGAAAGUAAGACUGUCUACUGUAAAGCCCAUGGAGGAGGGAGGAGGUGCCAGUAUCUAGGUUGUACAAAAAGUGCCGAGGGGAAAACAGAUUACUGCAUAGCACAUGGUGGCGGAAAACGCUGUGGAAAUCCAGGAGGGUGCACGAAAGCAGCACGUGGCAAGUCAGGCCUUUGCAUCAGACAUGGUGGAGGAAAGAGGUGUAAGAUGGUCGGCUGCACUCGCAGUGCAGAGGGACAGAUUGGCCUGUGCAUCUCUCAUGGUGGUGGACGACGAUGUCAAUUCCUAGAUUGUACCAAGGGUGCUCAAGGGAGUACCUUGUUUUGCAAAGCACACGGUGGUGGAAAACGAUGCACGUUUACAGGGUGUACAAAAGGUGCCGAGGGAAGUACAUCUCUCUGCAAAGGGCAUGGUGGCGGAAAACGCUGUCUCUUCAAUGGUGGUGGGAUAUGCCCAAAAAGCGUGCAUGGAGGUACGAAUUUCUGCGUUGCCCAUGGUGGUGGAAAGAGGUGUGCUGUCCAAGGUUGUACCAAGAGCGCACGGGGCAAGACUGAUUGCUGCGUCAGGCACGGAGGUGGAAAACGUUGCAAGUUUGAAAACUGUGAUAAGAGUGCUCAAGGUAGCACGGACUUUUGUAAGGCCCAUGGUGGCGGAAAGAGGUGCAACUGGAGUGAGGGAAAAUGCGAAAAGUUUUCACGGGGAAAGAGUGGUUUAUGUGCUGCACAUAGCAGCCUAAUUCGGGGGCAGGAGACUAUCAAAGGAGGAAUGCUUGGACAAGGACUUUUCCACGGAUUGGUUCCUGUUGCUUCUAAUGCUAUAAGUAGCUUUGAUAACACGUGCCUGUCCUCUGGAGUGAGUGUGAUAUCAGAUUCCAUAGACUCGAUUGAGAAGCGGUCAGCUAAAAGACAACAGUUUAUCCCGCCUCAGGUACUGGUUCCUCAGUCAAUGAAGGCCUCGUCGUCUGGCUCAAGACCAGUAGGUUCGGAGAAGCAAGAGGACGUGAGCACUAGGUUUAACAUUGGCAGCAACAGCCUUACUUUUGUGGGUCCUGAAGGGAGGGUCCAUGGCAGUGCAUUUAAUUUUGUGGGUCCUGAAAGGAGGGUCCAUGGCGGUGCAUUCAUGUUCUUACCCAAAAAAGGGGAUUAA
Messenger RNA from Fraxinus pennsylvanica, 1911 nucleotides. The record is from the annotation of a GenBank genome assembly. Lineage: Eukaryota; Viridiplantae; Streptophyta; Magnoliopsida; Lamiales; Oleaceae.